Messenger RNA from Chaetomium strumarium, 1407 nucleotides. RefSeq lists its product as uncharacterized. The record is from RefSeq and is a predicted model, not a curated record. The transcript has a single exon. NCBI's taxonomy places the organism in Eukaryota, Fungi, Ascomycota, Sordariomycetes, Sordariales, Chaetomiaceae. Bases 1 to 1407 code for a protein of 468 amino acids.
AUGAAGGUGCGUUUCGCUCGCACCCAUGGCGUUUUAGCCACCUGGCUCCUCUUCUGGGUUCUUUCAGGGACGGUCACUGGCCACUCAUGGCCAGAACGGACAGUACGCAUCGCGCCAAAUGGGACGCUGAUUGGCGUUCCGGGCUUCGACAGAGCCCACAUCGACAGAGCUAGCGGCCCUCAGGAUGACUACCUCAUUCCGCCGAACGGCAGGCCCGACGGCAAAAUUAUCCACGAGGACGACAAGCUCGUGAAGCCAGAGAAAAUGAAGCUCACGGAUUCCAGCUACACUGCGCAGUUUCCGAUGCUGCAGGUGGCCCCUGGCGACUUUGUCGCAAUCCAGUACGCCGAAAACGGUCAUGUCACCAUCGCGGAUAAGACGACGCCGCUCAAACCUAUCAACCGUGGCACGGUAUAUAUCUACGGCACAUACCAGGCUGAUUUAACAAACGUCAAUCUCAUGGACGUCCACUUGAAGUGGACAGCCGACGGCCGGGGCGGGAACGGCAAUGGUAAAUUACUCGCCACUAGAAACUUUGACGAUGGCCAAUGCCAUGAAGUCGUCCCCGCGGACGGGGACAGUGAAGGCAUCUCGACGUACCGCAGGCUGCACAUAAGCGAGACAGAUUCGGUACUCUGCCAAUCUGACUUCCAGAUUCCCCUGGACGCCGAAAUUGGCAGCAUCCUGACCGUCAUCUGGGUCUGGGACUGGCCAGACAUGAAUGUCGCAGGGGUUGCGGUGCCGCCAGCUAGCUACCCGGACACCGGCAGGCCAUGCCCGCCGGGCGGCAACUCCUCGGAACUAUGCAUCCAUAUACCGGAGCUGUACACGGGAGUUGUCGAUUACAGAAUCGUCGACCCCUGCGACGAGAGUCUUGGGGAGGUGAAGGGUCCUACGUGCGGAAAUCGAAACGGCAAGUUUGCGGUUCAGUAUGACAUUCACCAGGCCGCGACAGCCAGAGGCAUCCCGGCGCAGAUGGCGAAUCCUUUUGUGGUGCAAGUCCCUCAGGCGGGAUUCAACGUCACAAGCGCCACAGCUGCUUCGACCGAUAUCCCCCUUCACCCCCUUAUCGGAGCUACAGCCACUCAGUUCCCGCUCCCGUCGGCCAUCCUCCAGGCACAGCUGCAGUUUACCAGUGUGCCUCCGACAACCAGUAUUGGGACAACACCGCCAAUACCUGAACCUUCGCCCUCGAGCGCAGGUACGGAUCCCGAACUAUUAUUCGUCACCGUGUCGAUCACGGCGCCGCAGAGCAGCGUCACCGUCACGGUCACCGCGCGGGCGGAAAGCAGCCCCGCUGCUGGAACCGGAACCACAUCAUCCACUCGGCCCACUAUCACCGGGUUCCUGCCAAGAUCAAGGGCCUCCCGUGUCAGGCGCCGGUAUCAGGAGGAAGCAAUGCGUUGA